AGUCACUUUCGCAUUCUACACCUGACUGGAUAAUUUGCAGACAAAUCAAACUCUAGCAUCACCACAUACCGGCAUUUGAAUUAUUGAACAAUUAAAUUUAAUUUAGUGUUGUACUGUGCAAAAUAAUUAAAAUUUGUUAUCUUAACCAGACAUCGAGAUGAGUAGCAGAAAACAGAGCUGGAAGGACCUGGAGCCACCUUCUGAAACAGACGGUCAAUCGGUGGCACCUAGUGACUUAGCACAUGCGGAUUCGAACAAACGAAUUAAAUAUGGAAAACCCGUACAGGCCGCAAUGGGACUAUUCGAAGAGUACUGUGGUUCAAGUACGGUUCAUGGUGUUAGAUAUUUUACCGAAAAAAAGCGUCAUUGGAUGGAAAGGCUUUGGUGGAUACUAGCCUUUGCAUUGGCAUUGUUUUAUUGUGGUAAAUUAAUUCAAAAUGUCUACAUUAAGUGGGAUCAAAGUCCGGUUAUUGUAAGUUUUGCUGAGAAAUCAACACCAGUAUGGGAAAUACCGUUUCCAGCUGUGACAAUCUGCCCCGAAACUAAAGCCAAUAUGUCACAACUAAAUUUUACUCAUGUAUAUCACCAAAUAGCAGCCACGUUGAAGCCUCCAUUUAACAUUACUGACGAGGAGGACGAAUUAAUGGCGGCUGUGGUUCAAAUUUGUGACUCACAUUUAACAGAUGGUUUCGAAGUCGGUACAAAUUUUACGAAUAGCUCGAUAACAGAUUUACUGCGAGAUACUGCUCCUAGUUCUAACGACACACUGUUUAUCUGCAAAUUCAGAAACACUGUUGACUACUGCCAGAAAUACUUUGAAGAAAUUAUGACCGAAGAAGGGCUAUGCUUUACUUUCAAUGUACUGAACGGUUCGGAGCUGUAUAACGAAGACCUUAGUCCCGAUUACACGCGAAUCGACCACAACAUGUCUGCAAAGUUUUGGAACCUAGAAGAUGGAUAUGACACUUCGAUCGAAAUAGACCCACAAACAUAUCCGUACCGCGUAUUUGGUUCUGGUGCACGAGUCGGUCUUUUCGUUCUAUUGAAAUUGUACGAACAAAAUUUGGAAUACAUCUGUCGUGGUCCGGUACAAGGAUUCAAAAUUUUAUUACACACACCCGGUGAAGUCCCACAGGUGUCGAAACACUAUUUCAGAGUGCCAUUGCUGCAGGAGGUUUUAGUGUCAGUAAAGCCAAACAUGAUAACUACAUCGGAAGGACUGAGACAUUAUGAACCGAACAGGCGACAGUGCUACUUUGCAUCGGAACGAAAGCUGCGCUUUUUGAAAGUGUACACUCAAAGAAAUUGUGAAUUGGAAUGUCUAGCGAACUUCACAUUGCAGGCGUGUGGAUGUGUCAAAUUCUCCAUGCCAAGGGAUAAGGAUACACCAAUCUGCGGAGCUGCGAAAAUCGCUUGUUACAAUGAAGCAGAAGACAAUUUGUUAAAGGAACAAUUUACUGAAGGAUUGACCCUUGAGCCUGGCGCGGAAAGAGUGAAAGCCUGCAAUUGUUUACCUGCUUGCACUUCGAUAACAUAUGAUGCGGAAAUUUCACAAGCUCCAUUUGAUUGGGUGUCUUUGUUUAAUGCUUACAACAGUCCUUUGGACGAAUUUCCAGGCAUGCAACCCGCCCGAUUGUCGAUCUUUUUCAAAGAAAAUCAGUUCAUCACCUCGAAGCGUUCGGAAUUGUAUGGUCCAACUGAUUUUCUGGCUAAUUGCGGUGGUUUGCUUGGACUUUUUAUGGGUGCAUCAUUUUUGAGCAUUGUCGAGCUAUUAUACUUUUUCUCAUUACGAUUGUGUUGUAAUUUACGUUCGCGCAUGCAUCGAAAGAGAAAGAACAAAAUUGCCGACUCAGCCGUACCAGGAAUCGUUGUCGUUAAGCCAAAUGACGAUGAUAAGAAGGAGUAGAUAAAAUACGAAUUAAAAACACAAUUUUCUUCCAAUAUUUUUGUCUAGAGUUUUCAAAAUAAAAGUUGCAAUUUCCAUGUUAUCUUC
Molecule: messenger RNA, 1993 nt
Organism: Bradysia coprophila
Lineage: Eukaryota; Metazoa; Arthropoda; Insecta; Diptera; Sciaridae
Product: pickpocket protein 28-like
Biological process (GO): sodium ion transmembrane transport
Cellular component (GO): plasma membrane
Molecular function (GO): ligand-gated sodium channel activity
Source: RefSeq, a predicted model, not a curated record